Messenger RNA from Engraulis encrasicolus (European anchovy), 5078 nucleotides. RefSeq names its product multiple EGF-like-domains 6a (gene megf6a). The record is from RefSeq and is a predicted model, not a curated record. The transcript is spliced from 38 exons. Gene Ontology annotation, molecular function: protein binding; zinc ion binding; scavenger receptor activity. The coding region runs from base 205 to 4977 and encodes 1590 amino acids. NCBI's taxonomy places the organism in Eukaryota, Metazoa, Chordata, Actinopteri, Clupeiformes, Engraulidae.
AAAAACACACGUGCUGAUUCAGCGGUCGGCACGUCAGUUGUUGAUGCCUUCCAAGUAGCCUACGAUGCACGCAGCAGCUGUGCAUAAAAUGGAAAACACUCGUCAAUGAAGUGAAAUAGAUGUUCUUCUACUAAAUGGAUGUGACUGAAACAACUCGAUGUGGAAUUUCUUGCAUUUUAAUUGUGUUUUACGCAGCUUGCUAAAAUGAGUUUUCAAAGAUGUGUUAGUGUUUUUGCUUUCCUCGUUGGGAUUUAUGAAACAAGUGGUCUAGGACAUCUCCAGCCAUUCAUGCCAAAUGUAUGUGUGCAGCAAGAAAAGGUGUUGCGCCACAACAGGCAACCUUGUGUCCAGACCUACACCAGGAUGGUCAAGGUGUGGAGACAGGGAUGCACAGGACACUCCUGGUGUAUGGGCUAUGAAAGAAGGACUGCGUAUUAUAUUGGCUACCGACAGGUGUACAGACAAGAGUAUCAGACGGUGUACAAGUGCUGCUCAGGAUGGACACAGCUCAAUGGAGAGGUCGGGUGCCUGUACCCUGCCUGUAGCUAUGGGAUCUGUUUCAAUGGUGGCAAGUGCAAAGAAGACGCCACCAGAAUUUGUGAGUGUACUCCAGGAUUUAAAGGACCCCACUGCCAGUAUGAUGUGAACGAGUGUGAGGAGUCUGAUGGUGGCUGUGAGGGCUCCUGCUGCAACACCAUUGGUAGUUACUACUGCAAGUGUCCCAGUGGCCUGCAGCUCCAUGAGGACCGCAAGGCCUGCCAAGAUGUUGAUGAGUGUCAGGUCCACAAUGGAGGCUGCCAGCACAGGUGCGUCAACACCAGAGGCUCCUACUACUGCGAGUGCAACCCCGGCUCACGCCUUCACACUGACGGACGCACCUGCAUAGCUGUGCAGUCCUGUGCGGUGGGUAAUGGUGGCUGUGAGCAGGAGUGUGUGCAGUUAUCUCAGGCUCACUUCCAGUGCCGAUGCAGACACAACUACCAGCUAGCCCCCGACGGCAAACGCUGCAAAGUGAGGAACCCCUGCGCGGACCGCAAUGGCGGCUGCAUGCACAAGUGCCUCAGCGAGGGAGGCCGCGUCCGCUGUGAGUGCAACCGGGGAUACUUGCUCGCCGAGGACGACAGAAGCUGCGAAGAUGUUGACGAGUGUGAGACUGGGCAGUCAGGCUGUGCCCACGGCUGCCUCAACACCCCCGGCUCCUUCGGCUGUGUGUGUGAUGCGGGCUACGAGCUGGGCUCAGACACCAGGAGGUGCUUCCGUAUUGAAAUGGAGAUCAUCAACGGCUGCGAGACAGGAAACGGCGGCUGCUCCCACCGAUGUCAGCACUCCACCCUCGGACCCGUCUGCAGCUGUAACCAUGGCUACACGCUGGACGACGACCUCAAGACCUGUUUGGACCUUGACGAAUGUGUGGAAGGGAGCUCGUGCUGUGAGCAGGACUGCACCAAUUACCCCGGGGGCUACGAGUGCUACUGCCGCGCCGGUUACCGUGUCAACGCAGACGGGUGUGGCUGCGACGAUGUGGACGAGUGCCUGUCUGAUCAUGGGGGUUGUGAGCACAGCUGUCAGAACACCGCGGGCUCCUACUUAUGCUACUGCCACAUCGGACACCGGCUAGCAGACGACCGACACUCCUGCAUCCCCCUAGAGGGUUCGGUGGAGGCCCUGUCUAGUCGCCGUGCGGUGGAGCGGCGGCUGCCUCAGCUGACCCUGCUGCGGGACUUUGCCCAGCCGCUGGAGCGCUACACUGACUACGAGGAGGACGGAGUGGGGGAGCUACGGGCCGAGAGCACCAUCGCAGAGAAGUUUGUGUGUUUGGAUGAAACCUUUGGCCAUGACUGCAGUUUGACGUGUGAGGACUGCUCCAACGGCGGCUCAUGUAACCUGGAUAGGGAUGGCUGUGACUGCCCUGAUGGUUGGACCGGGGUCCUUUGCAAUCAGACGUGUCCAGAGGGGAUGUUUGGGAGGAACUGCUCCUUCAGCUGCAAGUGUAAAAAUGGAGCCACCUGUGACCCAGUGAGCGGACAGUGCAAAUGUCCACCCGGCGUCAGUGGGGACAUGUGCCAGGACGGAUGCCCCAAGGGCUUUUAUGGGAAGUACUGCAACAAGAGGUGUAACUGUGCCAAUAACGGCCGCUGCCAUCGCACCUAUGGGGGAUGCCUUUGUGAUCCGGGGCUCUACGGAAGGUUCUGUCACCUGCCGUGUCCCAAGUGGGCCUAUGGUCCAGGCUGUUCAGAGGAGUGUAAGUGCGUACAGAAGAACACUCUGGAAUGCCAUCGUCGUCAUGGCACCUGUGUGUGCAAAGCAGGCUACCAGGGCAAGACCUGCAGCCAAGAGUGUGAAAGUGGAUAUUAUGGAGUUGGGUGCAAGAGGAAAUGUGACUGUCCAUCGGGAGUGGCCUGUGAUCAUGUGACGGGGAUGUGCCAGCAGCUUUGCCCUCCUGGUCUACGAGGAGACAACUGUGAACUCGAGUGUGCCGUGGGGAGAUAUGGCCAGGGAUGUGUCCACCAGUGUGACUGCUCAGGAGAGGAGUGUGACAAGGUGACGGGGGAGUGCCACUGUCCACCGGGCACCUCCGGAGAGCACUGUGACAUAGAGUGCGUGGAGGGCCACUGGGGCCUUGGCUGUGCCGAGCUGUGUCCUGCGUGUGAGAACGGCGCCGUGUGUGACAGAAUCAACGGCUCAUGUCUCUGCCAGCCGGGAUACGUGGGAAAGCUGUGUGAGCGCGUGUGCCCCGACGGACGUUUCGGGUCAGGGUGCCAGGAGCGGUGCCAGUGUGAGAGUGGGCGGUGCCACCAUGUCAGCGGGCGCUGUGCCUGUGCAGACGGUUGGACCGGGUCGGACUGCACCAGAGCGUGUGAGCCGGGCCGCUGGGGUGCCGACUGUGCCAAGCCGUGUGACUGCAAGACAGGCGACGGGAGCUGCCACCCGCUCACGGGCCAGUGCAACUGUGAGGAGGGCUUUAUCGGGGCUCUCUGCGACCAAGAGUGCCCGGCGGGCUCCUUUGGCCGGGGUUGCCUGAGCCGGUGCCAGUGUGAGAACGGGGCGGCUUGCGACCACGUCAGCGGAUCCUGCACCUGCCUACCAGGCUGGACCGGCACCUACUGCGAGAAACCCUGUCCUGAUGGCUUCCACGGUCUGGAGUGUCAGCAGAAGUGUGACUGCCUGAACGGCGCUCACUGCCACCCGGUGUCUGGAGGCUGCCUCUGCCCUGCUGGCUGGACCAGCCCCCGCUGCUCCACCCCCUGCAAGGCUGGCUCAUAUGGCCUUGGGUGCAACCAGACGUGUGAUUGCCACAAUGGAGCCAGCUGUGACCCCACCAACGGACAGUGCCACUGCACAGCAGGCUGGAUGGGCCCCAGCUGCAAACAAGCAUGCCCUGUGGGGGCGUAUGGGCCGGGUUGCCUCCAGCGCUGCCUGUGCCAGAACGGAGGGAGCUGUGACCGCCUCACUGGCCUCUGCUCAUGUCCCCCAGGAUGGAGCGGAGAAGCCUGCGAACUGGAGUGUGCGGAGGGGAGCUUUGGUCCUGGCUGUGAGCAGGCGUGUGUGUGUGAGAACGGAGGCCAGUGUGACCGUCUCACUGGAAGAUGCUCCUGUCCACCAGGGUGGCUUGGGGAGCGAUGCCAAUCAGCAUGCUCGGUUGGGCUGUACGGGCCAGCGUGCUCUAAGCGGUGCAGGUGUGAGCAGGACGCCCCCUGUGAUCAUGUGACUGGAGUCUGCCAAUGCCCAGCCGGAUGGAGAGGACCACAGUGUGACAGACCCUGUUUGCCAGGCUCCUAUGGUAAGGAGUGUUUGCAGCGCUGCUCGUGUCCACCGGGAGCUUCCUGUAACCAUGUGACUGGGGAGUGCGGCUGUCCUGCUGGAUUCACUGGCAACGGAUGCGAACAGACGUGCCAACCGGGCACCUACGGUCUGAACUGUAACCAGGUGUGCCAGUGUUCCGCUGCCAACCAACUGUGCCACCCCGUCACUGGCCGCUGCUACUGCGCUCCUGGUUACCAUGGUGCCAGCUGUAACAAACAGUGUAAAGAGGGUCGGUAUGGGCCCAAUUGUGAGCGUCGUUGCCAGUGCCUGAACAACGGUGUAUGCCUGCCCACCACUGGCACGUGUGACUGCCCUGCCGGCUACAUAGGAGCCAAUUGCAGCAUCACGUGCCCGGCGGGGCGGUAUGGGAAGGACUGUGCCCAGAUGGCGCUGUGUGGAGAGGGGGCCCGGAGCGACGCCGUCACCGGCAGAUGUGUGUGCAAGGCGGGCCAGCGAGGGGAGGACUGCGGACAAGGUUGUGCUCCUGGUUGGUUCGGAGAGGACUGUGCCCAGCGCUGUAACUGCAGCAAUGGAGGAGUGUGUGACCCUGUGACCGGCAGCUGCACCUGUGGGCUGGGCUGGACCGGAACCAACUGUGACACGGAGUGCCCCACUGGAAGUUAUGGCGUGAACUGCAAGCACCAAUGUGCCUGUGAGAACGAUGGUGUCUGUGACAAAGUGACGGGAGAAUGUCGCUGUGAACCAGGAUUCUAUGGCCACCUCUGUGAACACGCGUGUCCGUUGGGCUUCUAUGGUCAGCGGUGUCAGCAGCUGUGUGACUGCAGGGGCAACUCCCGCUGUGACCCCUCCACCGGACGCUGCCUCUGCCCCCCUGGCUACCACGGACCCCGCUGUGAAAGGGCGUGUGAGCAGGGCAGGUAUGGUGAGGACUGUUCCCAGGCCUGUGACUGUGAGGGUGCGGCCCCAUGUGACCACAGGACCGGCAGAUGCCUGUGUCCCCCUGGCAGGACCGGAGACCGCUGUGACAUCAGCUGUGGUCUACAUCGUUACGGUCCUGACUGUUCUCAGAGUUGUGAGUGUGCUCACGGAGGCCAGUGUGACCUGCGUAACGGCCGCUGCACCUGCCUGAGAGGCUGGUAUGGCCUGAGCUGCCGAGAAGGGGGCCCGCUGAAGUCUGCUCCUCAGAUCAACAGGUUGCCAGGGAGAAGAUAGGAGCACAGGAACACUGACUGCCUCUGAUGCUCAGGAAUCCAGAGCCCAUUACAUUACAUUACAUUAUAUUACAUGACAUUACAUGAUACUACAUGACAUUA